Acaulospora colombiana is the source of this 679-nucleotide messenger RNA. The record is from the annotation of a GenBank genome assembly. NCBI's taxonomy places the organism in Eukaryota, Fungi, Glomeromycota, Glomeromycetes, Diversisporales, Acaulosporaceae.
GGAACUGGCUCGCAAGAAUGCCCAUGUGUUCGUCGCGAGUCGAAGUAUAGAGAGAGGUGAUGCCGCUGUAGAAAGUAUAAAAGAAGAGAUAAACAAUGCUAAUGUGGAAUAUUUGCCAUUGGAUUUGCAAAGUUUAAAAUCUGUUAAAAAAGCCGCGGAAUUCUUUUUGGAUCGAAAAUUACCUUUGCACAUUUUUAAGGGACACUAUUACGCACCAACUUGCGGGAUAGAUUUUGAAAAUUUAAACAAUCCUAAUGCUUAUAGUCCACUUGAGCGUUAUUGCCAAUCAAAAUUAGCAAAUAUUUUAUUCUCGUUGGAACUUAACAAGAGACUUUCAGAUAAAGAAGUUUAUGUGAACUCCGUUCACCCAGGCAUUGUGAACACCGAGCUACUUCGUGGUGUAGAAGAAAACUACGGUUUUUGGGUAAAACCGCUCACCCGAUCAGUUAGUAAUAUAUUUUUUACAAGCCCUGAAAAUGGUGCAUUGACACAGCUUUAUUGUGCAACCAGCCCGGAAAUUGUUGAAAAGAAUUUACGCGGAUUAUAUUUCGUGCCCUACGCUAAAUUAGAAGAGCCCUCUGAAAAGUCAAAAGAUGAAGAGUUAGCUCGUAAGUUAUGGGAGUAUUCUGAAAAUUUUAUCGAUGAAAGGUUAAAGAAGAUCAAUGAAGAGGACAACUGA